Drosophila bipectinata is the source of this 596-nucleotide messenger RNA. It is a transcript of the gene HINT1, whose product is annotated as histidine triad nucleotide binding protein 1. Gene Ontology annotation, biological process: purine ribonucleotide catabolic process. Lineage: Eukaryota; Metazoa; Arthropoda; Insecta; Diptera; Drosophilidae. The record is from RefSeq and is a predicted model, not a curated record. Gene Ontology annotation, cellular component: nucleus; cytoplasm. Gene Ontology annotation, molecular function: hydrolase activity.
AUCGGUAUAUCAACAGCUCCGAGUUUCAGUUCAGUUGGCAGCCCAUUUUUCAAUGUUUUUGACAGCCAUUCGCAAUUUUGUUCGUGUUCCCAGUUAUCGCUCGAUAGUCACUUCCAGUGCUAGUAUGGCGAGUGAGGUGGAGAAAGCCCAAGGGGCAGCUGCAAGCGAGGACACAAUUUUUGGAAAGAUUUUACGGAAGGAGAUUCCCUGCAAGUUUAUCCACGAAGAUGAUAAGUGCGUGGCCUUUCACGAUGUGGCUCCACAGGCUCCAACCCACUUUUUGGUGAUUCCUCGGAAACCGAUCGCCCAACUUUCCCUGGCUGAGGAUGGGGAUGCCGAAUUGCUGGGACAUCUCAUGCUGGUGGGUCGCAAAGUGGCCAAGGACCUAUGUCUGGCUGACGGCUACCGAGUGGUUAUUAACAAUGGCAAGCACGGUGCCCAAUCGGUUUAUCACUUACAUUUGCACUUCCUUGGCGGCCGGCAAAUGCAGUGGCCUCCAGGCUAAGACUAGAGGUGCAUUUUUAUUUUUUGUCAGGAUUGCCUGUAUUUGGUGUUGGCAUCGUAAUACUAAAAAAUAAAUUCACAACGAAAAUGAA